Messenger RNA from Tripterygium wilfordii, 1468 nucleotides. RefSeq lists its product as uncharacterized. The transcript has 2 exons. Lineage: Eukaryota; Viridiplantae; Streptophyta; Magnoliopsida; Celastrales; Celastraceae. The coding region runs from base 242 to 1276 and encodes 344 amino acids. The record is from RefSeq and is a predicted model, not a curated record.
AUUUGUUCAUGAUACUCUCUCUGUCUUACUAAUCCCCACUAGCUUUACAAUUAUCAAUACAUAAAUAGCGUACUUUUUUAACAGAGUAAAAAACAGAGCAAAGUAAAAGCAGCCUAAUUUAUCCCAUAAAACCCCCAUCAAACCCACAACCUCCUUUUGUCCUCUCAACCAUAACCAGAAGGUGCAUUACCAUUCCAUAUCCACCUUUACUCUUCCUCUUUCAUAGAGAGACACUAAACCCAUGUCACCAAAUCGUCCUUUCCUUGUUUUUCUCUCACUUUCCUACAUUUUCUCACCGGUUUUCUCGUCCCUACCCGACCCGCAUCCGGUCCCGGCGACGAUCCAGCCAUUUCUACCAAAUUCAUCACCAUCCGCCACAAUCCCAGCAUUCCCGGAGCAAUCAAACAUCGCCGGAUGUCCUCUAGACCUCUCGGACGAGCUCUUCCACUCCAUAAAAGGUGCGUGUGGCACCAAUGGCGGCAAAACCCACCUCAAACACAACCGUUGCUGCCCGGUUCUGGCGGCGUGGCUGUACUCAGCCUACUCUGCCACCGCACUCGGCGGGGCUGCCAGAGUUGGCCCGGCAAUUUCGGGUCAAACCCAAUCUUACGACAUGCCUCUGCUUCCGGAUGAUUCUGAGACUUGUGUGGAUAAUUUGGGGAAGGCAUUGAUGGAUAAAGGUAUUGACUUGGUUAGGCCUAAUGAGACUUGUGAUUUGGUGUCUUGUUAUUGUGGAAUCAGAUUGCACCCAUUGAGUUGUCCAGAAGCUUUUUCUGUAAAUCAGAGAGGAAAAAUUGUUGGGGACAAGAGUGUGAUGAGGUUGGAGAGAGAUUGCUUGAGUAGCAGUUCCAAUGUUGAUGAAUUGCCAGGUCUUGGUGGCUGUUCUAGGUGCUUGAACAGCCUUUACAAGCUUAACAGCAACAAUACUUCAAACUCAAGCAAAUUGGAGGACAGGACCACCAAGAUACAGAACAAAGACUGCCAACUCAUGGGUCUCACUUGGCUCCUCUCGGAGAAUCGAACGGCUUAUAUUAACACUGUUUCUACAGUUUUACGCGCGAUUAUGAUGAGCACCGAUGGAUCCAAUCCUCAGUCCUGCACUCUAGACAGCGAUGGAUUGCCCUUGGCUGUCGAUUCCUCUGAAUUCUCUGGUCGCUCAUCUUCGACAAAGACCAUCCGUCGCAGCUCUGUUUUACUCUCCAUUGUCUCACUAUACUUGUCAUAUAUGUGCUCCAUUGUAUCAUCACCAUCCUGUUUUGUAUCGUUGUUUCAUUGAUUAGGGUUUGUGGAUAAAGCCGAUAAGGUGUUGUGAAUGUGCAUGAGGUGGGUCUCCAUAGCAUGUGCCAUAGAGAGAAUGUUUUGUCUUAGCUUGUUGGAUGGCAUUGUGUAUUGGAGAGACCUCCAUGACAGUUGUGUUGUCACGAGAACAUUAUUGGAAUGUCAGCGUCUCAAGACAAUUUGAUAUUUA